AUGGCAGAAGCAGUCGGUCUAGCCCUCAGCGUCCUCCCCAUCGUCAUCUGGGCGCUGGAGAAGUACUCGGAGCCUUUGGAAGCAUACACCGGGUAUCACAAUGCAAUCAGCACGCUUCAGGCCAACCUGCAGAUCCAGCGGAUGCAUCUCGAGGCGACCUUUCAGAGCAUCGGCUUGCGACACCCGACGCCGCGCGAGCUGCAUGAGUGCCUGCGCCAAAAGUUUCCGCAGAACCACCGUGAGAUUCUCUUUAUUAUUCGGCAGAUGGACGACAUGAUGAUGAAAUUGAUGGAGAAUCUACAAGUAGACAUGAGCCGCAAACCCUUGUGGACACACGAAUCUUCCGAAAGGGCAUCGUGGGAAUGGCGCCGCGUCAAACGAAGUUUCCGCGCAAAGAAAUGCGACAAGAUCAUCCACGAUCUGCGCAACUGGAACGACGACCUCCGGCAUCUCAUAGAAAGCGCAGCAACUCUCCCACAUGACGAGAGCUACGCCAUGAGGAGAGUAAGGCGGCUGUACAAUAGGAGCAACUGCGAAUCAGUCCGAAACACCCUUCGAGCUCUCCAUCGAGCGCUUCAGGCAGGGUUAGAUAGGGAUGGCGCGAAGAGCCAUCAGGUGUGUAUCGAGCUAAACAGCCUUCACGCAGGAGGGAUUCCUCUUUUGACGUUUCGAAUUGGUAUUUUGCACGAGUUGGAUGAUGCUCGAACUGCUCCGUGGAGAGUCUUUUAUGCCGCUGAAGAAGCAACCAAAAAGUCCACGGACCGUCGACUCUCCGGUCGAGACGAUCAUCCUAUUCACAAGGGUUACGCGAGAUGGCACAUGGCAUAUGGAGCAAAUCGCGAGAUUCAUUCAAACAACUCCCCACCCCAAGAGGUCCGUAUUCUCCAAGUUCCUCACUCGCAAACAGCCCAUCUAACUCAACAUUUCCAAACCACAGCCAGCGUAGAAGACACAUCAAUCAUCCCAAGCAUCUCCGAAAUCAUCGCCCCCAGCCCUCCCCCCAUAACCAAUCUCUGCAACGACUUCGACUCAUCCCCCCACGAAGACGUCUUCGGCUCCCUCAAAGACCCAACCCCCUCAUCAUCCCACGAACAAACAAUCUUCUCCCUAAGCCACGUAUCGCGAAACCACGACGCAAUCCUACGAGACGUCUCCCUCGAGAAAAUCAUCGCCACGGAAUCCCAGCGCGUAGCUCCCGCCAUCCAACCCCUCUCCGCAAAACGAAGAUACGGCAUCGCCGCCUCCCUCGCUUGGGCGGUCCUAUACCUCUCCGGCAGCCCCUGGCUCUCCCACGGCCUAGACAGACGCAAAGUCAAGCUCUUCCUCCAACGAAAACAAGCAAACGGCUACAUAAGCCUUUCCGAGAAAGUCUACCUCUCAUGCAUAAUCUCCAAGACGUCGCUCCCAUCGCCAGCAUCGUCAUCCACCUCGCUCGGUCAAACAACCCCAAAGAACCUCAUCUUCGAGCUCGGCAUUCUCCUCAUCGAACUCGCCGUCAAUCAAUCCUUCAGCCAAGAGUCACUCUCUGCUAUACUUCAACACGAUUACCGCCCGCUGAAGCACUACCUUGAUCGUGUAGAGCUAGAAGCUGGGAUAUACUACUUCAACGCCGCUCAGCGAUGCGUAUACAGUGUCUUUCUCGCUGAUCAAGAGCAGAUGGACUUUGAUCUGGAUAAGUUCCAGCAUGAGUUUUACAGUACGGUUGUGGCGCCUCUGCAAGCGACGUAUGAGGCGCGAUAG
Messenger RNA from Trichoderma aggressivum f. europaeum, 1740 nucleotides. RefSeq lists its product as uncharacterized. Lineage: Eukaryota; Fungi; Ascomycota; Sordariomycetes; Hypocreales; Hypocreaceae. The coding region runs from base 1 to 1740 and encodes 579 amino acids. The transcript has 3 exons. The record is from RefSeq and is a predicted model, not a curated record.